UUUCCUGGGUGACCACAGGGAGGGGGAUGCCUGGUACUCUUACUGGUUCUUGGGCCUCUUCUCUGCCAUUCAACAAAAGGGCAGAUAUACGUGUCAGUGAGGCCUCGUGUGGAACGCCCCCGGCCUGCGGCUCCCCCGAGUUGGAGGUCUCUGCCUCGGUGGGGCCCUGGCACCUCCGAGGAGGUGGGACAAGAAUGGGGGACAAGGAUGUGCUUGUGCAGUGGUGGGUUUUCGGGGAGCUGUGUGCACACUCCCCGUGACUGGUACCUCGCCUGCCGCUGCGCUUAUGUAACCAGGGCAUCAGGAGAACAGCAUCUGGCAACUGCACUUCGGAAAUCUGGGAGAGGUCCCUGCCAGGCCGAAUCAAUCAGCGGCCCCUGUGCCCGGGGCAAACACACAGGCUCCUUUUGAAGAUCGGAUGUGAGCCCCACCCCAGCCUUCACAGACACAUUCUUGCAUUUCAGAAUAGAACAAAAACAGACAACCCGAGUCUUAAUCUCCAAAGCUGGGGCUUGCAGAGGUCUGGAUGAUGCUACACCCCACGUUAGACGAUUGUUUUGUUUUUGUUACACAAACUUCCUGGGUGGGGACUCCCAGGUCCAGUGGGCGGGAAGAAGCCUCCUUAAAUGUGUCCCCUCUAGGCUGAUGCUCAUUCCAGGAGCUCCAGCCCUGGGAGAGGCUGUGUCCAAGGUAAUCCUCUUCCCCCAGGUCUUGUCUUUUCCUUUUCUCCUUAGGUGGCAAUAUCCAUCUGGAGCCUGCACCAGGAGCAGGUCCAUCUCUGUGGCUGGUCCUCCCCACCCUCCAGAAUCUUCUCCUGAGAAUCAUCGGGUUGGGUGCCCCGAGGAUCCAAAGCCCACGUGUGGUGGCUCUGCCAUACCCAGCCCCGGGAGGUGGAGGACCCGGGAUCUGUGGAGCAGGGGCACCGAGGGGACAGUGGGUGAGAAGCCUUGAUUCACUCACCUGGAAGACAGCAGAGCCCAGUAGGCACCAUGAGCAAAAUCAGCGAGGUCGUGCAGCGGGCCAGAGCCGCCUUCAACUCGGGCAAGACUCGCCCCCUGCAGUUCCGGGUCCAGCAGCUGGAGGCGCUGCGGCGCAUGAUCAAGGAGCGCGAGAAGGACAUCGCCGGCGCGCUGACUGCCGACCUCCACAAGAAUGAAUGGAACGCGUACUAUGAGGAGGUGGUGUAUGUCCUGGAGGAGAUAGAGUACAUGAUCAAGAAGCUCCCCGAGUGGGCUGCAGACCAGCCUGUGGAGAAGACUCCCCAGACCCAGCUGGAUGAGUCCUACAUCCACUGGGAGCCCCUGGGCGUGGUUCUCAUCAUCGGCACCUGGAACUACCCCUUCAACCUCACCAUCCAGCCCAUGGUGGGCGCCAUUGCUGCAGGGAACGCAGUGGUCAUCAAGCCCUCGGAGCUAAGCGAGAACAUGGCGACCCUGCUGGCCACCAUCAUCCCUCAGUACCUGGACAAGGAUCUGUACGCGGUGAUCAAUGGGAGUGUCUCCGAGACCACGGAGGUGCUCAAGGAGAGAUUCGACCACAUUCUGUACACGGGGAGCACCGGCGUGGGGAAGAUCAUCAUGAUGGCCGCGGCCAAGCACCUGACCCCCGUCACCCUGGAGCUGGGGGGGAAGAGCCCCUGCUACGUGGACAAGGACUGCGAUCUGGACCUUGCCUGCAGACGCAUUGCCUGGGGGAAGUUCAUGAACUGCGGCCAGACCUGCGUGGCCCCUGACUACAUUCUCUGUGACCCCUCCAUCCAGAACCAAAUCGUGGAGAAGCUCAAAAAGUCCCUAAAAGAGUUCUACGGGGAAGAUGCCAAGAAGUCCCGUGACUAUGGAAGAAUGAUUAACUCUCGCCACUUCCAGAGAGUGAUGGGCCUGAUGGAGGGCCAGAAGGUCGUCUACGGAGGCACUGGGGACGCAGCCACCCGAUACAUAGCCCCCACCAUCCUCACGGACGUGGACCCCCAGUCCCAGGUGAUGCAGGAGGAGAUCUUCGGGCCCAUAAUGCCCAUCGUGUGUGUGCGCGGCCUGGAGGAGGCCAUCCAUUUCAUCAACCAGCGGGAGAAGCCUCUGGCUCUCUACGUGUUCUCCCUGAAUGACAAGGUGAUUAAGAAGAUGAUUGCAGAGACCUCGAGCGGUGGGGUGACAGCCAACGACGUCGUGGUCCACUUCACCCUGCACUCUCUGCCCUAUGGGGGCGUAGGGAACAGCGGCAUGGGCUGCUACCAUGGCAAGAAGAGCUUCGAGACCUUCUCCCACCGCCGCUCAUGCCUGGUGAGGCCUCUGCUGGAUGACGAGUCCCUCACAGCCAGAUACCCCCCGAGCCUGGCCAAGAUGACCGCUCGCUGAAGCCGCUGCGCCUGGCCUCCCCGUGCUGUGCCCUCGCCCUGCUCUCCAGCCCCCCAGAGGAUUACUCCUGGAGCCCCCUUGCUUCUCUGCGGAUCAGUGCAUGCCCCCACUCCCGUUCAGGCCCCAAGGCCCGCCCCCCCCAAGUCCCUGCCCUCUUGCUAGACACAAGGAGACCAAUAAAGGUCUUCCA
Messenger RNA from Diceros bicornis minor, 2541 nucleotides. RefSeq names its product aldehyde dehydrogenase 3 family member A1 (gene ALDH3A1). Lineage: Eukaryota; Metazoa; Chordata; Mammalia; Perissodactyla; Rhinocerotidae. Bases 990 to 2351 code for a protein of 453 amino acids. Gene Ontology annotation, biological process: aldehyde metabolic process. The transcript has 11 exons. Gene Ontology annotation, molecular function: aldehyde dehydrogenase (NAD+) activity. The record is from RefSeq and is a predicted model, not a curated record. Gene Ontology annotation, cellular component: cytoplasm.